Molecule: messenger RNA, 642 nt
Organism: Anoplophora glabripennis (Asian longhorned beetle)
Lineage: Eukaryota; Metazoa; Arthropoda; Insecta; Coleoptera; Cerambycidae
Product: nucleoredoxin-like protein 2
Exons: 1
Coding region: 1-642 (213 amino acids)
Biological process (GO): sensory perception; photoreceptor cell maintenance
Source: RefSeq, a predicted model, not a curated record
AUGGACAUGCUACAGGGAAAGAAACUGGUAACCAAAGACUGCCAGUCCCACAAGGCGACCCACUACCUGAAAAAAGCGAAGAUCAUCAUCUACUACUUCUCCGCCUCGUGGGUGGACGACGUGGACCUCCUGCAGAAGCUCAAAGCUAUCUACGCGGAGAACGUGAAGAGAGAAAUCGGCAUGGAGGUCAUCUACGUGUCCUCCGACACUGAGGAAAAGCCAUUCAACAAACCCUUCAGAGAGCACCACGGACCUUGGCCGGCCAUCGCACCCAAGAACAUAGCUCUAGCGGAGGAACUGAGGCACAGGUACAACAUAACCUGUCUGCCACAAAUAAUAGUGGUGAGGAAAGAGGACGGAUUCAUAAUCACGAGGAAGGGGAGAGAAGAGCUACAGAAGACCGGCAUGAACGUCUUGGUAGUUUGGAGCGACUACGAUCCCGAUAUGACAUUGAUAGACGAUAACCUGAUCGAUUUGACCACGCCUCAACAGCAAGAAGUUGCCACCGAGACUGCGAAACCCGACGAAGCUACCGAGCCAAAACAACAGAAAGAAGAAUACGAUGAGUACGAUUUCACUCAAAUUCAAAGCAAAGUUUUUUCAUUCGGGCCAGGUAGGAAAAAAGGACCUAGAAAGACGUAA